Molecule: messenger RNA, 481 nt
Organism: Aedes albopictus (Asian tiger mosquito)
Lineage: Eukaryota; Metazoa; Arthropoda; Insecta; Diptera; Culicidae
Gene: Dpm3
Product: dolichol-phosphate mannosyltransferase subunit 3
Exons: 2
Coding region: 127-411 (94 amino acids)
Biological process (GO): GPI anchor biosynthetic process
Cellular component (GO): endoplasmic reticulum membrane; dolichol-phosphate-mannose synthase complex
Source: RefSeq, a predicted model, not a curated record
UCUGUGGUCGUUGUCAUCACUGCUCGGUGUACAAACAAAUUGAAUUACUUGCACUGCAGCAGAACCGGCUUAUUUCAUUCCAUUUUUGAUUUUCUAGAAGUUAGUUCAAAUCUCAGCUCAGCAAAGAUGACGAAACUGAUGGAAUGGUUGGCUGUGGCAGCGGCGUUCUUCGCGGUGUACUUCUCCAUCGUGUGUCGCCAGGUGCAGCAUCCGGUUUUCGACCAGUACAUGUUCGCGAUUCAACUGUCGCCGCUGAUUCUGCUGGUGCUAUUUGGGCUCUAUUCUGCUACCGUUGUACUAUACCGGACGUUUACCUUCAAUAAUUGUGAGGAUGCUGCCAAGGAGCUGCUGGAGCAAAUCAAGGAAGCUAAGAAGGAUCUGCGAAGUAAGGGAAUGGUACUGAGCGAUUAGUUUUUAAGGCAAUUAUAGUGGUAAUGUUGUAAUAUAAUUUGUUCAAUGUAAAAUAAACGGAUUGAUAUUA